AUGGUCGGGAAAAUGUUGGAAAAUGAUGGUUAUAAGUGUAGUAAGCAAGUGCCGUUUUUGAGACAGCUACUUGCAGUAAGUGGAGUGGUGAUGUACAUGAUAGGCACCGGGGCUAACAUAGCCUAUCCAGGAGUCCUUCUUGAGCAGCUUCGCCAGCCCGACUCUGCUCUGCGCCUCACUCCAGACCACGAGUCUUGGAUUGCUUCCAUUCUCGGACUAGCUCUCAUCUCAGGGAUAGUUGUAGCGCCAUUCAGCCUGCAAAAGCUGGGCCGUCGUCUCACCAAUCAGUUGAGCAGUCUACCAGCACUUGGAGGCUGGGCGUUGCUCGUUACUGCGAAAGAUCCCACCGUUCUUCUGAUCAGCAGGUCUUUACAGGGCUUCGGAAUGGGUAUCCAAGCAGCAGCCGCGCCUGUCUCCAUAGCUGAAUACUCAGCCCCAAAACACAGAGGAGCUUUCUUAGCCACUAUCGCGUUUUCCUUCGCAACUGGAAUGUUAGCUGCUCACGUUUUUGGUACCAUAUUAUACUGGAGAACCGCAGCGCUGGCCUGUGGAAGUUGCUACGCCAUAUCUCUUCUUUUAGUCUCUUUAACACCAGAAACUCCACCGUACCUAGCCACUAAAGGCAAAUUUGAAGAAUGUAAAAAAUCGUUCCGAUGGUUGAGGGGCUUCGACGACGAGUCUGAAAAAGAAUUGGAGGUUCUACUGAACAGCCAGAAAAAUACAUUUGUACCACGCAAAAAGGUAUCUAAAUUGAAGGCGUUCCUUGAAAUAUCGAAGAAGCCAGAGUUUUACAAGCCAACAGUGAUAAUGAUGUUCAUGUUUGUGCUGUUCCAAAUAUCUGGGAUGACUGUAGUACCGUCUUACACGGUACCCAUGAUGGAAGAAGUAACUGAUGGUGCGAUUGAAUCAUACACCAGUAUGUUGAUGGUUGAUGUCGUCAGAUUCGUGACUGCUGUUCUAUCUUGUAUGGUGGUAAACAAAUUAAAUCGAAGGACUGUUCUUUUUGUAGGAAUAAUUAUCAGCGUCCUUGCACUCUUCACCACUUCCUUCCUUCUAUACUUACGGGAUUUCGGAUACAUAGCCGAUGAUUAUAAGUGGAUACCAGUAGUCCCUACAUUGAUAUACAUUUUUGGAAAAACGUUAGGUAUUCUUCCUAUACCUUGGGCAAUAGCUGGGGAGGUUUUCCCAUUAGCUUAUAGAUCUCUUGGCAGCGGUAUAUCUGGAAUGUUCUUGUCUCUCAUGUUCUUUGUGGUGGUGAAGACUGCCCCAACGUCAUUUAGACAGAUCGGGGUGAGCGGGACCUUCUGUGUUUAUGGAUUAUGUAUUGCGAUCUGUGGGGCGUUUUUGUAUUAUCUAUUGCCAGAAACAAAAGGGAAGACGCUUUAUGAAAUCGAGUGUCACUUCAAAGGAAUUAAGGAUACAACUGGAGAAGCUGAACCCCACGAAAAGGACAAAAUGCUGGAACUGGAGAACAUUGAGGGUGGUUGA
Messenger RNA from Leptosia nina, 1488 nucleotides. NCBI's taxonomy places the organism in Eukaryota, Metazoa, Arthropoda, Insecta, Lepidoptera, Pieridae. The record is from the annotation of a GenBank genome assembly.